Messenger RNA from Acanthoscelides obtectus, 1215 nucleotides. Lineage: Eukaryota; Metazoa; Arthropoda; Insecta; Coleoptera; Chrysomelidae. The record is from the annotation of a GenBank genome assembly.
UAAAAACGCCGAAAUACUUCAUCAGUCAUUCGUUUGUGCUCCCUGUCGUCAUAUUUGUGUUGUGUCAUUUAAAGAAAAGUUAGGUUAGGAUUAGUGUUUGCAAACAAUUUUUAAAAAAUCCAGUUUGUUUUUUUGUUUUAAAUUCCAGUCAUGACUUUGACUGACAUGUGUUUUUUGGCAAAUCUUCCAUCGUAGCAAUGUAUAAACAUACGUUUUACAAUGGCAGAUUUACCUAGCAUACCUAGUUCAGUAACUAAUAAAGUCAAAAAAUUGAAGAACAUGACACUAGUUGAAUUAAGAGAAUCUUUGCAAAGAGAGAAUGCAAUUCUGAAGAAUAAGAAACUUAUUGAUAAAUUGCGUGAUAAAGGAGCAUCAAUUGAAAAAUUUAGAGAUCGAAUAGCAGCUGAAAUAAAUUAUCGAGAGGGUUUGGAGAUACAAGACGCAAUGAGUAAUUUGGACAUAGCCGAUUGCCAGCAUGUAAAACAUAUAUGUGAAAUAGAAAAGAGGACAUCUGGUACUGAAAGAUAUAAACCAUCUUCUACCCUAUGUCACACCAAAGAAAUUAAUCCACAGAGCAAGGCUGUCAAGCUUAUAGAAGAUUGUAGGAGUUCACAACAACCUUCAAAACUAAUACCACUUGAGGAAUCUCUUUGCAUACUAAAACAACAAGAAGAAAGGGUCAAGGAAGAGCAAACAAAGGUAAGGCAAGAAUCUUUGAUGGAAAGACUCCGAAGAGAUUUACGUGAAGAGGAGGUUAUUUCAUCAGAAGCAAGUUCUGCAGCAACAUCAACUAUGAGUUCUAGAGAAAGCUUAGUCAAUAUAGAUGAUAGCUGAUUGAAGUAUUCUGAUAUCCAUUGGUUUUCUUUGUUUUUAAUCCGCCGCAAAUAAAAAUACUUAUAAAUAGUAAAUAUAUAUUUGAAUCAUCCAAAGUUACAUUACAAUCCAAUUGGGUAUCACAAAAUAUGUAAAGUUUACAGUAUAUAUAAAUCAAAUUCAAGCGGAUAACCAAAUGGAAAUGGUAUUUACCAUUUUGGAUUGGUAUUUACCGAUCCGUUCAAGCGAGUGUGGUUAUCAGUUUGGUUAUAAGAUCCGUGACGUCAUGAAUCAGCUGUUAUAUGUCGUAGUUAUCACCGCAAAAUUGUGGUAUUUACCCAACUCCGGAGUAGUUUUAUAUUUCUGGUUAUUAUUUGACAUGUGACAAGUUAGAAUUUUGUC